AUGCGACUUUUUGGUCUUAGGCCUGUUUUGAGUAGAGGUUCUUGCCUUGAGGGUUUUGUUCAUUGCAUCUCAAAGAGAAGUCUCAACAACUUCGACGCUUGCCGUUUCGGACACACAAGCUUGGGAAUAGUUUCAGAAAUAUGCGCAAAGCCUUGGACCGGAGGUGCUCGGCAUCUCGAUGGGCGUCAACACGCGAUACGCUGGAUGCGAGAGAUCGCCAUAAGUGCCUCACGGAACCCUCGUCCACCUGGUCUUGCUGCUAUUGUCGUCGGCAAUAGGCCAGAUUCCCUUCUUUACGUCAGGAGGAAAGGCGAGGCCUGCAAAAAAACUGGAAUACACUUUUACCUGAUACAUCUUCCUGGGGACAUUAGACAAGGUAAGGUGCGCCAGAUCCUUCGCCGCUUGAAUUCGGACAAGAACAUUGAUGGAAUUCUUGUGCAGCUGCCUAUGCCGCCACAAAUAACUGAAAACAAACUCCUCGAAUGUAUUAGCCCAGAAAAAGAUGUUGACGGACUGCACCCAAAAAACGUAGGCCGACUUUCUGCACGCGGCACCUGGCGGCCUGUAUUUAUGCCGUGUGCCCCCCUUGGUUGUAUGGAACUGUUGUGGCGAGAAAAAAUUAAUGUGAAGAAAAAGGCAGUGACAGUUAUCGGUGAUAGUAAUAUUGUUGGCAUGCCGUUAUCCUGGCUGCUGCGGGAUGCAGGGGCGUCCUCUGUCACUAUCCUGCAUUCAAGGGCAAUUUGGUUUCUCGAUAAAUUCUCUACAGCAGGCUCUGAUGACAGUCAGUUGUGCGAAGAUAAGCCAUUACAAGCGCAGAUCUUACAUUCCUUGUGUGAGGCUGAUGUAGUAAUAGCUGCUGUUGGAAGUGUAGGUCUUGUCAAGCGUGAAUGGAUAAAGGAGGGGGCAACAGUAGUAGACAUAGGAAUCAAUGCAGUGCCUGACUGUCACGAAAGUGUAAUAUUUACUGGGAUUUCGCCCCAAAAGGACUGUGUCAAUGUUUGUAGCUCGGUCACUGCUAUGCAACGGGAUGCUCAGCAGAGUUUUAGGAGUGUCCCACAGCCGUUGAGGAACUUCAAGAUUCUUGGUGACGUUGCAGCUGAAGAGGUAUCACACGUUGCAGGUGCAAUGACCUCGGUACCUGGAGGGGCAGGUCCGAUGACAAUUGCAGCUUUACUGAGCAACACUUGUCUAAGUGCUUCACGUAAACAUCGAUUAUGAAAUAAACCUUAAGAAAACUGUACGUGU
Messenger RNA from Micromonas pusilla CCMP1545, 1245 nucleotides. RefSeq names its product 5,10-methylene-tetrahydrofolate dehydrogenase/cyclohydrolase (gene FOLD). Bases 1 to 1218 code for a protein of 405 amino acids. Gene Ontology annotation, cellular component: cytosol. Gene Ontology annotation, molecular function: methylenetetrahydrofolate dehydrogenase (NADP+) activity; methenyltetrahydrofolate cyclohydrolase activity. The record is from RefSeq and is a predicted model, not a curated record. The transcript has a single exon. Lineage: Eukaryota; Viridiplantae; Chlorophyta; Mamiellophyceae; Mamiellales; Mamiellaceae. Gene Ontology annotation, biological process: tetrahydrofolate interconversion.